ACCAGUUCAUCAAAUAAUUAAACUUUUUAGUUUAGUCAUUAAAGCAAAGAAAUGCCUAAACGACAGAUUCAUAGGCAUUUCACUCCCAAGGCUGUAUCGAAAACACAGCCACAGCCUCUUGAAGUCCGUCGCUCUGCAAACUAUCGACCGUCUCUGUGGGAGCACGAGUAUCUCCUCUCGCUGGGUAAUACAUACGCGAUGAGGACAACAGCGAGAGAGUUAAGUUAUUGAAGCAAGAAGUGAGUAAAAUGCUGACUGAAACAGUGAGAUUCGUCGACACUUUAUAAAGACUCGGAGUUUCUUACCAUUUCGAACGUGAGAUCAGUGAGAUUCUAACAAAUGGUCGAUCUGGCUUGGGAUGAUUUGAACUUCUGGGUGGGCAGAGGGCGGCGGCCCAUGGGGUUUGAGUCUUUUUAAAAAAAUUUCCUUAUAAAAUGGGCUUAUGUAUUGGACAAAAAUCUCUUUAGAAAAUCAAUAUUUAUCAAAAAGUUUUGUUUAGAAAGACUUAUAUACAAAAAUAUUAUUUUAAAAGAGUUUUUAAAUACAGAUUUUUGAUAUUAAAUUUUUAUAAAAGGUCUUAAUUUUUUUUUUCCCUAGAAUUUUUGUAAGUGUUAGGCCGGGGCUGUUGUUGUUAACAACAUUGACUACAUCAAGGUUUCCUAGAAGCUGCGGCUAAUCUUGGACGCGUGGCUCAUCAAUGCGUUUAUCAGCACGGUGAUGGCCAUGGCUGUCCCGACAAGGCUAAGACCGUCCAUGAUGUCCGGUCUUUGCUCGUCCAUCCUGUUCCACUCGAUUAGUCAAAGCAUGAUGGAUAUAGAGUGACGAAAUACACACGUCAGCCAAAACAAUUAACACGACUUGAUCCGAUUUUUAAUUAUUUCCAAAAUUAGAAGUAAUUAAAGGUUAAUUAUAGGAAACUUAAGCUAUUUUUCCGGAGGGAAUUAUACACUAUACAUUACCGUUACCAAAUCUAUCUACUCAACAAAGGCCUCUCGCGCUUUCCUUCCAUCCAUUUUUUCUCACUCUGGUUCGAGAAAAAUCUCUGAUCCAAUCUUCUCUCUUGUCACCCAAAAUCCCCAUAUCGAAAUUCGCAAUGAUCAAGGUACCAGAAUUAAUUAGGGUUUUUUUUUUUCAGUUACUCGUAACUCAAAUGGUUAUUCGUUUUUGUUUUGUUUUUAUGGAUCAUCAGGUCUAUUGAUCUAUUGCGAAAUUUAGGGUUUGUAAGUUUGAAUCAGAGAUUAAUAACUUACCACCAUAAGGAAUCUGACUGGAGAUGGAGUGUUCAUCACGCAUAGAAGAAUUUUGAUUGGAUUUUUGAUUUUUAGAUGGUGAAGAUGAAAAGCCCUUUGAGGGUAUUUAUAGAGGUUUCAAUGAAGGAGUUAAUUAAGGGUUUCAGGAGGCAAAUGAUCAAAUGGAGAAACGCGUUUCUUCUCGGUUCUAUAAUGACCACCAUUGUUGUUCUGCUUCACACACCGACGUUUCCUAUCUUCUCCGAUGAUGAAGAAACCGAGUCUUCUUCUUCUUCUUCUUCUUCGCCUAUUUACUUGAACGGUUCUCUACAUUUGAAUAUACAAAUCGUUAGUAGUGAAUCAAAGGUCGAAAGCUUUCCUGCUCUUACAGCAACUCCCACAAAGGAAUUGAAUUCUUCUUCCGGAGGAAAACCUGUAGAUGAAAGCGUUCUUUCGAGGAAAAGGCGAAAAAGAAAGAAAAGAAAGAAGACGAAAGACGAGCUGAUUCUCCCUGAUCCUCCACCAGCACCAAAACAUGUUCUUUCUUCCUCUGAGAGACAUGCUCUUUCAUUGCCACCAAAAGAAGCUUUAGCUUAUGCUAAACUUGAGAUCCAGCGUGCCCCUCAAGUCGUAAAUGACACAGAUCUGUUUGCUCCAGUGUUUCGCAAUCUCUCUGUUUUCAAAAGGAGUUAUGAGCUUAUGGAACUAAUACUUAAGGUCUACAUAUAUCCUGAUGGAGAAAAACCGAUAUUCCACCAACCACAUUUGAACGGUAUAUACGCUUCAGAAGGUUGGUUCAUGAAGCUAAUGGAGUCAAACACACAGUUUGUCACAAAGAACCCUGAGAAGGCUCACUUGUUCUACAUGCCAUACAGUGUGAAACAGCUUCAACAUGCUAUCUUUGUCCCUGGAUCACACAACAUCAAACCUUUAUCGAUCUUUCUUAGAGACUACGUCAACAUGCUCUCCAUCAAAUACCCUUUUUGGAACCGCACUCACGGAUCAGAUCAUUUCCUCGUCGCUUGCCACGAUUGGGGUCCUUACACAGUGAACGAGCAUCCAGAGCUAAGCCGAAAUGCCAUUAAAGCUCUUUGCAACGCAGAUUUAUCAGACGGAAUCUUCGUCCCCGGGAAAGACGUUUCUCUCCCGGAGACUUCCAUAAGAAACGCAGGGAGACCACUCCGAUACAUCGGAAACGGAAACAGAGUUUCUCAGCGUCCAAUACUCGCUUUCUUCGCUGGGAACCUCCACGGUCGUGUACGUCCACAGCUUCUUAAACACUGGAGAAACAAAGACGAAGACAUGAGAAUCUACGGUCCGCUUCCACACAACGUGGCUAGGAAGAUGACUUACGUGCAACACAUGAAAUCGAGCAAAUACUGUCUAUGUCCAAUGGGUUACGAAGUGAACAGUCCACGGAUCGUUGAGGCUAUAUACUAUGAGUGUGUCCCCGUGGUGAUCGCUGAUAACUUCGUGUUGCCGUUCAGCGAUUUGCUGGAUUGGUCGGCGUUCUCGGUGGUUGUGCCGGAGAAGGAGAUUCCAAGGCUGAAGGAGAUACUGUUGGAGAUUCCGAUGAGGAGAUACCUGAAGAUGCAGAGUAGCGUGAAGAUGGUUCAGAGACAUUUCUUGUGGAGCCCUAAACCUAGAAGGUACGAUGUGUUUCAUAUGAUACUUCAUUCCAUUUGGUUUAACCUUAUUAAUCAGAACCAAACUUCUUCUUCUUCUUCUUCUCAUCAUGAUCCUGAUUCCUGACACUAUCCUUGAUUUAUGUCUGUACAUAUAUCUAUGUAAGCACAAAAAAAAAUAUAAAAAAUGUUUGGAUUAAUUAACAGGCUCUUUCUUUAGGCCCAUCUUAGAUAUUAAUGGGCUUGAUAGA
This is a messenger RNA of Eutrema salsugineum, 3105 nucleotides long. Its product is annotated as probable glycosyltransferase At5g03795. The record is from RefSeq and is a predicted model, not a curated record. Lineage: Eukaryota; Viridiplantae; Streptophyta; Magnoliopsida; Brassicales; Brassicaceae. Bases 1326 to 2981 code for a protein of 551 amino acids. The transcript is spliced from 6 exons. Gene Ontology annotation, molecular function: glycosyltransferase activity.